AUGACAUCCCCAGCAUCAACCUGGCCACAAUUUCGAAUCCUCCCCGCCACGGAAAAGGAUUGUCCUGGUUUGGCAACAGUUGAAGUCCUCUCAUUCAAUGAUGUAAAAAACGAACCACUAGAAAACGCUAUUGUGAGAAUAAUGCUGGGUCCACCAACAGAGCAAUGUAUCGAAUUCAGAACGAAGAGCUUUAUAGAUCGAUUUCAGACCCACCCAGCGACACGAUUUUGGAAAGCAGUUGUCGAUGAUGUAAAUGAGCAAAACUGUGAAAAGAUCGUCGCUUGUGGAUUGUGGAAGUUCUUUCUUAAACCCGAGAAAAUUCCAGACUGGAAGGAUAUUACUGAGUGGCCGCUUGAUGUGUCGCCGAAUGCUUGUAAUGAGUUUACUGGGGCGAUUACCGAGAUGAGGAGGAAGCAUAUGGAUGAGACGUGUUAUGGAUUUCUGGAGAUCCUUGGCACAUUGCCUGAGUAUCGUGGGUAUGGUAUUGCCUCGGCUCUGAUGAAGGUCGGUCUUGAUCAGGCCAAGAAGGAAGGAUUGAAUCAAUUUUGGAUAUAUGCAUCUAUUGAUGCUGAAGGUUUGUAUAGAAAAUAUGGGUUCAAAGAGAUUGAUGCUGUUAGACGGGAUAUUACGAAAUAUGGAGGUGUUGGAAAUUCGAAUAUCAUUGGUAUGUGGAUGGCUUUCGAUUCAUAA
Messenger RNA from Penicillium angulare, 690 nucleotides. Its product is annotated as GNAT family N-acetyltransferase. NCBI's taxonomy places the organism in Eukaryota, Fungi, Ascomycota, Eurotiomycetes, Eurotiales, Aspergillaceae. The record is from RefSeq and is a predicted model, not a curated record. The coding region runs from base 1 to 690 and encodes 229 amino acids. The transcript is spliced from 2 exons. Gene Ontology annotation, molecular function: acyltransferase activity, transferring groups other than amino-acyl groups.